Condylura cristata (star-nosed mole) is the source of this 1584-nucleotide messenger RNA. Its product is annotated as endogenous retrovirus group K member 8 Pol protein-like. NCBI's taxonomy places the organism in Eukaryota, Metazoa, Chordata, Mammalia, Eulipotyphla, Talpidae. The record is from RefSeq and is a predicted model, not a curated record. Gene Ontology annotation, biological process: DNA integration. Gene Ontology annotation, molecular function: zinc ion binding; RNA stem-loop binding; RNA-DNA hybrid ribonuclease activity.
AUGUAUUUGACCCCUACUGGAGUUUUCUGGCAAGGCCAUGCCAUCCUGUGGUUACAUCUACCAUCUUCCCCCAAAAGGGUUCUUUUACCCUAUUAUGAGGCUGUUGCUCAACUUAUUAUCGUGGCCAGAACAACCGGUCACAAAUUAUAUGGCAGAGACCCCUCAAAAAUAGUCCAACCAUACUCAAAGUCACAAGUUGAUUGGCUUUUACAAAACUCUGACUCCUGGCUCAUCGCCUGUGCCUCCUUUUCAGGAGUUAUAGACAAUCAUCUCCCUCCUGACAAGCUCCUACAGGUCUGUAACACUCAUCAAUUCAUUUUUCCACAAAUCAUUCAUAAUAAGCCAAUUAAAAAUGCCCUCACAGUCUUUACAGAUGGGUCCUCUAAUGGCACUGCGGCCUAUGUCUGUCAUGACUCUUGUGUAUCUUUUGUCACCCCCCACACAUCUGCGCAAUUGGUCGAGCUUGAAGCUAUUUUAAAGGUACUUUCUGAUUUUCAUAAUCAACCGUUAAAUAUUUAUACUGAUAGCUCUUACCUCGCUCAGUCUAUACCUGCCCUUGAAACAGUUUCAUUCAUCAAGCCCUCUUCAACGGCGUCAGUUUUGUUCCAGGCCUGCCAGAAAUUGAUUCGUCAACGCACCACACCAUUCUACCUUGGUCACCUUUGUGCUCAUUCAGCCUUCCCAGGACCCCUGGUACAUGGCAAUGCUUUAGCAGAUGCCGCCACUCAAAGUCCCCCUACACUCUUGGUGACCACUGUCCAACAGGCAGAGGAGGCACACGCCCUUCACCACCUCAAUUCCCAUUCACUACGAGUCCUUUAUCGCAUCACACGUGAACAAGCCAGACAAAUUGUCAAAAACUGUCCCUCUUGUCCUACCUCUACCCCAGUUCCCUCUCUGGGGGUCAACCCCAGGGGGCUAUUACCAAAUGCUAUUUGGCAAAUGGAUGUUACCCAUCACUCCCCUUUCGGGCGACUGCGUUUUGUUCAUGUCUCGGUGGACACCUGUAGUGGCUUUCUCAUGGCAACCCUACAACCAGGAGAAGCCACCAGACACGUUAUGCUUCAUUGUUUCACAGUCCUAGGAGUUCCAAAACAGCUAAAGACAGAUAAUGGCCCAUGCUAUACAUCGCUGGCCUUCAAAAAAUUCUGUACAGCUCUUUCCACUCAUCAUGUUACGGGCAUCCCUUACAAUCCACAGGGCCAGGGCAUAGUAGAGAGAACCCAUCUCUCUAUCAAGACUACCCUUCAAAAAUUAGUAAAUACAACAUGGUAUCCUACAAAGGGAUCUCCACGCAACCUUCUCAAUCAUACCCUGUUCAUCUUAAAUUUCCUGCGGCUGGUCAUUCAAGACCGCUCAGCCGCCAACAGAUUUUGGCAUCCCAAAACUCAAAAUCAGUAUGCCAUGGUAAAAUGGAAAGACCCUCUGGAUGGAUCCUGGAACGGACCCGAUCCGGUUCUAAUUUGGGGUCCUGGCUCAGUCUGCGUUUUUUCACAGUCUCAUGAUGCCGCCCGCUGGCUCCCUGAGCGGCUAGUGAGACAUAUUAACCCCCAGCCCAAGGAGGGGCCUCCAGCCCCUCCCUGA